This is a messenger RNA of Vicia faba (fava bean), 354 nucleotides long. Lineage: Eukaryota; Viridiplantae; Streptophyta; Magnoliopsida; Fabales; Fabaceae. The record is from the annotation of a GenBank genome assembly.
AUGGGUUUUUGCAGCUUAUAUCUCUUUGUAAACAUGACCCACCCUGUUACAUUUGACACAAAAGAGCGGUUUUCAGUCAUAUUCCACAAGUUAUUGUAUCAAUUCUCCAAUGAGGCUUCUUAUGAUGAACUGGCAUUGCUUCCUUCUUCGUUUCCUCAUUCUAAGCUUCACAUAUCACCUCUUCCUCUAUCGUUUCAAGGAUUAGUGUUACGAUCUCCUUCCCAGUUGAAAAUCUCCGAACAUUGCUUCUUGAGUGUGAUGAAGACGAUGAUCGAAAUCGACGAUCUAAACUUCUUCAAUAAUCCAUGGCGGAUUCUGAAUAGGAACUCAUACAAGGAUGUGGGUUUGAGGUAA